GCGGUUUGUAUCUUUCCCACGGGAGAGAAGGUUAAGAAGACCACGCCAACAAUUUAUAACAUAUAACAAUUUAUAACAAGACUAACUUAUCGUCAAAAAUGGCUGAAGCGAUGCGUCAGACCGUUGCUGGAAUGCUCAAAGGUAUUGAAAGGUACAAUCCCGAUAACCUCACGACUUUGGAAAAGUAUGUGGAAAUACAAUCAAGGGAAAAUGCUUACGAUCUGGAGGCCAAUUUGGCUGUGCUGAAGCUUUAUCAACUGAAUCCGCAUCGAUUUAAUAUGGACAUUACAUGUCAGAUAUUACUGAAGGCAUUAACCAAUCUGCCACAUACUGAUUUCGUGUUGUGUAAAUGCUUGCUCAGUGAAAAGCUUAUGUCAGAAAGUCCUAUUGAUCAAAUUAUGUAUUUGGGAGAUAUCCUAGAGCGAUGCGAUUUCCAACAUUUCUGGGAUAGGGUGUUGUCCAUGUCAGAGCUUUGUGACAGGAUCGUAGGUUUCCAGGAUUCAAUAAGGAAAUUUGUGUGUCAUGUAGUGGGAAUCACAUUUCAAACGAUAGAUAAAGGACUUUUGGCACAAUUGCUUGGUGGUGUAGAUGAUGCAACAUUGAAACAUUGGGUAAAGAAAUAUGGUUGGAAAGAAGAAACUAAAAUUAUUAUUUUUAUUGCAAAUCAAGAUGAGAACAUCAAGACCAAGAACAUCACCGAAAAAAUUGAUUUUGAGAAUGUUGCAGGUUUGAUGGCUGCGUGUCUGUAAUUAGUGAUUAUUUUAUAAUAAAUUAAUUGAUUAUAAAAAUAACUUCUAUUCUCAUCAUGUAUCCGUUUUUAAUAUUGUUUUUUGUAAAAAGACAUACAUAUAUCACAAUAACAAUAUUUCUAUAAAUGGAAGAUUUUUUAUAAUUAACUUUGACAUAUUUCAGACGAAUUCUCUGUAUCAUGUAUUCUCAUUGCUUCGUCUUCUUUUAUACCAUUAAAUUCUUCAUGGAAUUUUA
This is a messenger RNA of Pogonomyrmex barbatus (red harvester ant), 984 nucleotides long. It is a transcript of the gene eIF3k, whose product is annotated as eukaryotic translation initiation factor 3 subunit K. Gene Ontology annotation, biological process: regulation of translational initiation. Gene Ontology annotation, cellular component: eukaryotic translation initiation factor 3 complex; cytoplasm. Gene Ontology annotation, molecular function: translation initiation factor activity; ribosome binding. The record is from RefSeq and is a predicted model, not a curated record. Lineage: Eukaryota; Metazoa; Arthropoda; Insecta; Hymenoptera; Formicidae.